ACGGCCCGCUCAAGCAGUUAACGCGUUCCCGCUAUAACGCCCGGGGAUACGCGCCGAUCGCACGCUUUAUCCGGCUGCAGGCCGCCGCAACAUACUAUAUCCGUCACGCUACGUUAAUAACUCGUCGGCAGGCGGACCGUCGGCGCUCUCAACCACGACGUACCCGCCCACCAGAGCCUGGACUGCUGGCAAUGUGAUAGCCAGCUAUGUGGCAUGAGCGUGUAUAUAUAUAAAGACGUGCUCGUUGGACAUAUGCGUGCUCUGCUAAACUGACAAGGCCUGCACUGUGCUCACAAGCAGCUUCUUCUCCUUCGUUCUUUUUUGUUUACCGUAGCAAUGCGUCUCUCAACCACCGUCACGAGCUCGCUGGGUCUUCUGGCCGGACACGCUCUCGCGCAGGCCCAGCAGGGCGCGUGGGCGCAAUGCGGCGGCAACAGCUUCUCCGGCGGCACGGCAUGCGUGAUGGGCUACGCGUGCGUGAAGCUCAGUGACUACUACUCGCAAUGCCAGCCCGGCGUAGCCACAGGCUCCGUGUCCGCGUCCUCGGGCAUCACAAGCGCCAGCACAGCCCUCAACACGACCGCGCCGACAACGCUCGCCACGACCACGACCCUUUCCACACCCUCCACCCCCACCACCCCCACCACCCCCACCGCCUCGGCCCCCGCGUCCACAAACCCCGGCCCCGGCGCCACGCUGCAGGAGGACUACCUCUGGAUCCGGGCGGUCGAGGAGCCGCACUUCCACGCGUACCUGCAGUCCGCGCCGCUGUAUGGCGCCGGGCCCGCCGUCAUGGCCAACUACACCACUGCGGGCCAGUUCAAUGUCGUCGAUGGGCAGCUGGUGCAGCUUGUUGGGGAGGGGGCGGGCGGGGAAGUGCUGUAUGGCGUUGUUGCGGAGGAGAAGAGCAAGAAUGAUCAAGCUCUGGCCGUCACGUUCAGCGCGGAGAAAAACACCUACGGCACUUUUGGGUGGCAGGGCGAUGGCCUGACGUGGUCGGCUGAGGGCGUGAGCCGCCCGAAUGCUAUCGCGUGGUAUGUGUGCGAGGAGCAGCAUUUGUACAUCAACCUUGGCAACUAUCUGUACAAUACCCCGGAUGGGUGUGCGGACGAGACGAUUCAUUACUACAAUGAUGCGCAUGCUAGUAGUUAGAGUUGCCGGGAUGGCGAGGUUUGAUGUCUGGGAGGUGUAGGGCAGAAAAGUAGCAGCAGAAAAUAUUGGUUGUGAUUUGGUCAUGAAUAUAAAUUUGCUUACAUAGCUCUUCCAUGGCGUCAGAUUGGAUAGGCAGUGCUUCAAACAUCACUCCCACAUCCAAACCUUCCAGG
Aplosporella prunicola CBS 121167 is the source of this 1325-nucleotide messenger RNA. Its product is annotated as carbohydrate-binding module family 1 protein. The record is from RefSeq and is a predicted model, not a curated record. The transcript has 6 exons. Gene Ontology annotation, biological process: carbohydrate metabolic process. Gene Ontology annotation, cellular component: extracellular region. The coding region runs from base 337 to 1152 and encodes 271 amino acids. Gene Ontology annotation, molecular function: cellulose binding. NCBI's taxonomy places the organism in Eukaryota, Fungi, Ascomycota, Dothideomycetes, Botryosphaeriales, Aplosporellaceae.